CACAUUUUCCUCGCCCCUAGUGCAGAUGGAGAUGCAGAUGGCGACGCCACUAGUGCUAGUAUAAGAGAAGAGGACGCCCCCCAGCUCUCUCUGGCCUUCCUUCCUUCACCUAGCUUAGCAGCAGCAUCUAUCCUCUCCUCCUCGACCUUCCUUCCUCUCUGCCGGCCGGCACAGGUGAGAUCGAUACUCGAUGGCGGCGGAUUCAGUAGCAACGACGACGACGACGCCCCGGCCUGUGGUGCGACCCAAGCGGAAGAAGGCUCUGGUGGAUUACCUGGUGACAUUCCGAUGGAUCCCUGCCAUCUUCGUGGCCCUUCCCCUCUCGGCUCUCAUCUACUUCUGCAUCUACAUCGGAGGCAUGCUGUCCUCCAUGAAACCCGAGGAGCGCCGGCGCAGGGAGCACGAGGAGAACGGCCACAAGGUCGUGAGGCGCCUCAAGCAGAGGGACCCCAAGAAGGACGGCCUCGUGUGCACGGCCAGGAAGCCAUGGGUGGUGGUCGGCAUGCGCAACGUCGACUACAAGCGCGCCCGCCGCUUCGAGGUGGACCUGUCGGCGUUCCACAACAUCCUCGAGAUCGACACGGAGAGGAUGGUGGCCAGGGUGGAGCCUCUGGUGAGCAUGGGCCAGAUCACCAAGGUCACCUGCCCCAUGAACCUCUCCCUCGCCGUGGCCCCCGAGUUCGACGACCUCACCGUCGGCGGCCUCAUCAACAGCUACGGCAUCUCAGGGAGCUCCCACAUCUACGGCCUCUUCUCCGACACGGUGGUGUCAAUGGAGGUGGUCCUGGCGGACGGCCGGGUGGUGAGGGCCACCAAGGACAACGAGCACUCGGACCUCUUCUACGCCAUGCCGUGGUCGCAGGGCACCAUCGGCUUCCUGGUCGCAGCCGAGAUCAAGCUCAUUCGCAUCAAGGAGUACAUGAGGCUGACCUACACCCCCGUCAGGGGCACGCUCAAGGAGAUAGCGCAGGCCUACGCCGACUCGUUUGCUGCAAGGGCUGAUGCUGAUGCUGCUGAUGAUUCAAAGAAGGAAAAUCACCAGCGCCAGCAGGUCCCUGACUUUGUGGAAGGCAUGGUGUACUCCCCCUCCGAGGGCGUGAUGAUGACGGGUGUGUACGCCACGGCGGAGGAGGCCAAGAAGAAGGGCAACCGGAUCAACCGCGUGGGGUGGUGGUUCAAGCCCUGGUUCUACCAGUACGCCCAGACGGCUCUGCAGCGGGGCGAGUUCGUGGAGUACAUCCCCACGAGGGAGUACUACCACCGGCACACCAGGUCCCUCUACUGGGAGGCCAAGCUCAUCAUCCCUUUCGCCGACCAGUUCUGGUUCAGGUUCCUGCUCGGCUGGCUGAUGCCACCCAAGAUCACCUUGCUCAAGAUCACCCAGGGCGAGGCUAUCAGGAACUACUACCAUGACAACCAUGUCAUCCAGGACGUGCUGGUGCCGCUGCACAAAGUCGGAGAAGUGCUCGAAUUUGGGCACCGAGAACUGGAGGUCUACCCUGUUUGGCUCUGCCCUCAUCGCCUGUUCAAGGCCCCCGUGAAGGCCAUGGUGCAGCCCGAGGCCGGGUUCGAGCAGCAUCCCCGGCAGGGCGACAGCAGCUACGCCCAGAUGUACACGGACGUGGGCUUCUACUACGCCCCCGGCGCCGUGCUGCGCGGCGAGGAGUUCGACGGCGCGGAGGCGGUGCGGAAGCUGGAGCAGUGGCUCAUCGCCAACCACGGCUUCCAGGCGCAGUACGCCGUGUCGGAGCUGAGCGAGAAGGACUUCUGGAGGAUGUUCGACCCCUCCCACUACGACCACUGCCGCCGCAAGUACGGCGCCGCGGGCACCUUCAUGAGCAACUACUACAAGUCCAAGAAGGGGAGGAAGACGGACAAGGAGGUCAGGGACGCCGAGGCGGAGGCGGAGGCGGCGGCUGCCAUCGUCGAACCGGACGCCGCCGAAUGAACUCCAAUCAACUGCCACCAGUCCUGCUUGCAAGCCCAAUAACAAUGCAUGCACCCUUUUAGUUUAGUUUAGUUUAAGUUUAUGUAUGCAGAUGAUGCCGCUGUGUGUCCGUUCCGUGGAGCAGCAGCACCACUUUGUUUGUUUCCGACUUCCUGAGCUAGUGUUGCAAUAAAAUAAAGCAGCAAGCAGUUGUUGUUUCUGCUCCGCUCAGCUCA
Messenger RNA from Panicum virgatum (switchgrass), 2163 nucleotides. Its product is annotated as delta(24)-sterol reductase-like. Gene Ontology annotation, molecular function: FAD binding; oxidoreductase activity, acting on the CH-CH group of donors, NAD or NADP as acceptor. Gene Ontology annotation, cellular component: cytoplasm; membrane. The coding region runs from base 191 to 1948 and encodes 585 amino acids. The transcript has 3 exons. NCBI's taxonomy places the organism in Eukaryota, Viridiplantae, Streptophyta, Magnoliopsida, Poales, Poaceae. Gene Ontology annotation, biological process: steroid metabolic process. The record is from RefSeq and is a predicted model, not a curated record.